AAUUAAUUUAUUUUUUAAAUUGAUAUUUUAUGAUAAAAAGAAAAAUCGGAAAAUCCAGCGAUUGGAGCCGAGAUUGGCUUGGCGUGCUCUUUUCUACAUUUCAAAGUUCUCUCAGCUUCUUUCUCUCUCUCUCUCUCUCGCUUUCGAGAUCAUCGAACACAAUCAAAACGAAGAAUCACUUGAAGAGGAAGGAGGAAGAAGAAGAAGAAGAUCGAGAAGCUUAAUGGGUUGGAUCCCGUGUUCUGGGAAAUCGAGCGGGAGGACUAAGACAAGGAGGAACGGUGACCAAAAACUCAACAGGAAGUCUUCUGAUUGUUCUGUCUCUACUUCAGAGAAAUCUAAGGCCAAGUCGUCCUUGAGUCUAUCCAAAAGUAAAGGCUCUGAUCACAUUGUGGCACAAACGUUUACAUUCUCUGAGCUAGCUACUGCCACUAGAAACUUCAGAAAAGAAUGUCUUAUAGGAGAAGGUGGAUUUGGUAGAGUUUACAAAGGAUAUUUAGCCAGCACUGGCCAGACAGCGGCUAUCAAGCAACUUGAUCAUAAUGGUUUACAAGGAAACAGGGAGUUCCUCGUCGAGGUUCUCAUGUUGAGUCUUCUUCAUCACCCCAAUCUUGUUAACUUAAUAGGAUAUUGUGCUGAUGGAGAUCAAAGGCUUCUAGUGUACGAGUACAUGCCUUUAGGUUCACUUGAAGAUCAUUUGCACGACAUUUCACCUGGUAAGCAGCCACUUGACUGGAACACCAGAAUGAAAAUAGCUGCAGGUGCUGCAAAAGGAUUAGAGUAUCUGCAUGACAAAACCAUGCCUCCAGUGAUCUAUCGAGAUUUGAAAUGCUCAAAUAUUUUGCUUGACGAUGAUUACUAUCCAAAGCUAUCCGACUUCGGAUUGGCUAAACUUGGCCCAGUGGGUGACAAGUCUCAUGUGUCGACUCGAGUUAUGGGAACAUACGGAUACUGUGCUCCCGAGUAUGCAAUGACAGGCCAACUAACACUCAAAUCAGACGUUUACAGCUUCGGUGUUGUUCUGUUGGAGAUUAUAACCGGUAGGAAAGCAAUAGACAGUUCAAGAUCCACUGGAGAACAGAAUCUAGUUGCAUGGGCUAGGCCUUUGUUUAAAGACAGGAGGAAAUUCUCUCAAAUGGCUGAUCCAAUGCUUCAAGGUCAAUACCCUCCGCGAGGGUUGUACCAAGCACUCGCUGUAGCAGCGAUGUGCGUACAAGAGCAGCCAAAUCUUAGACCUCUCAUUGCUGACGUGGUCACUGCACUUUCUUACCUCGCCUCCCAGAAGUUCGAUCCUCUGGCUCAGCCAGUCCAAGGCUCCCUUUUCGCUCCCGGGACUCCACCUAGAUCAAAGAGGGUCUGAAGAUAAUCCCGAGAACCGCAAUGCUGUGUAAGUUAUUUAGCUUAAACCCAUACCGGGCUGUCUUUCUUGAGGAGGAAAGGUGGAUGAUUUUCAGACUAAGUGUGGAAAGUAUGGCUUAAGAGCUGCUUGUAGAUAUGUGUAAGAAGAGAUAGAUUCAUAUAGAGGCCGGUUUAUAAUGUUGUUAUAGGUAAUGUUGUUUGAUGUAAUGUUUAUUGAGCACUUGCUCUGAAAUGUGACAGUUUCUCAUUAUUGUAUUGAGGAUGUCUGUUUUGAUUCCAAAGUUAUUGUAUAACUAUUAAAAUACUAUAGUUUUCAAAACGUUUUAUGUUUGAGA
Messenger RNA from Arabidopsis lyrata subsp. lyrata, 1694 nucleotides. RefSeq names its product probable serine/threonine-protein kinase PBL7. The transcript has 5 exons. NCBI's taxonomy places the organism in Eukaryota, Viridiplantae, Streptophyta, Magnoliopsida, Brassicales, Brassicaceae. Gene Ontology annotation, biological process: protein phosphorylation. The record is from RefSeq and is a predicted model, not a curated record. Gene Ontology annotation, molecular function: protein kinase activity; ATP binding. The coding region runs from base 224 to 1360 and encodes 378 amino acids.